AUGACAAGGCUACAAGGAUAUAUAAUGUAUUUAACAAUUUUACUGGCAAUAAAAUGUAUCAGAGAAUCUAAGGCAAGUGUAAACGAAAGAUCUGCUCAAGAAGAAAGCGUUGAGGACUUUAAAAGACUUUGUCCUUAUACAGAUAUGUGCUUCGAUAAAGCGCAGAAAAACGUAUCGCGUCGUAACAGUUUCUUAGAGUAUCCCUGCUGUGGGUGGUGUACGUGUGACGAAAAUUGCGGAAACAACUGUUGCCCGGAUAAACCAGAACGAUUUUUGGAUAAAUUAGAAGUUAAAGAAUUGAAAAAUGCGCAAGAACAAUGUAUUUACGCUCAACUCCGACCUUACAGUAUAACAGCAUUAAAUGGGAAAUCGUAUAAGAUGGUCAGCAACUGUCCGGCAAGUUACAUAGAUCAUGAUGUUACUUCUAAAUGUUUAAGAGAGUAUCAUGAUUUUGAUUUUGAAAAAGGUGAUUUUAAAACACUCAUGCCCGUUUCUUCAAAUUUAUUAAAUGUGACAUUUAAAAACAUUUUCUGUGCAAUUUGUAAUGCAGCUUCACGCUAUGAUCUGAUUUUUUGGGAUACUAAAGUCGAAUGCGAGAAUAAAAAGAAGUUUUCGCUUUUACAUGUAUCUGAAAUUAUGCUGAAACUUUCGGAGGAACGUUUUUGUCAAGUUAUGUUUGUACCUUCACCUUCCACGCCAUCGAACGUUGUCAGCAUCUGCGGAGAUGAAAUAGACAGAUGCAAUGUGACAAGUACAUGGAAAAAAUACAAUGCUUACACAGAAUCAGCAUGCCAUUCAUACUCAUCAACGUAUAAUAAUUUCAAAAACAUACACUGUUUUAUAUGCAAUGGGUAUAGCAUGAAUGAUAUCAUUGAUAUAUGCCAGAUGGAAGACGUGUAUGGCGGUGGUAGCUCAUUUGUAGCUCUACUGGAUUUUAAUAAUUUAGAACGUUCAACGGAAUCAGGCAGUAUAGGUAUGACAACAUGUUCAUCAGGCUCACGAUAUGAUCCAUACAAGUUUCAGAAGAAAUGCAGGUCUCUAUCAUGCCCAGAGGGAAUGCAUUUGUUAAAGGACACGUGUUCACCAGUUUACAAAGAAAUAGAUUAUUCUCUUCAUGGUGUGGUAUUUGGACUACGUUUUAAACUUGUGCCUACCCACAUUGCAAAAUAUAGCAAGUGGAAUAACCUGCUGUCAAUUGAGAUGACUAUGUACGAUGAUAUAUCAUCAAAAUUGUAUAUCAUGCUCACCACAAUUGGUUUUGCAGACAUAUGUUCAUUUAAUACUUACGUGAAAUUGAACUGCACUCUGGAGGAUACGAUUUCGUUAAUGCAUAGAUAUAAUUUAUCAAAUUUUCUACCUUUCGUCUCCUACAUAGCCGUUAUUGUUGACAUACAGUUCAAUGGUUUAAAAAAUAGUUCUGCGACUUUAGAGGAAAUGGAGAAGAUUUUCGCUACAAGUAAUCAUUAUGCACAAUAUACGAUUCAACACUCCAUAGACGAUAUAGAAAUGCCUCCAUAUUCUAGGAACUACACCCUGAAAGAGGAAUUUACAACAAAGUUAAACGAGCUUAUUCUCGACUCACUGCAACAUGAACUGAUAAUUAACGGGCAAACUGAAAAUGGAUUUGGCUUUUUGACCUUUCCAUUUGAACCUUUGUCACCGGAACCAAAAUGUGAACCAGAUUUGUUAGUACAACCAAAACCAUUCUGUCCUCGUAUCAAACUUAGUAAUGACGAAUUUGAAAUAGAUUUAUCAAACAAGAAAGUAAGUUUUCUUGAAUACGACGUAUCAUCAGAAAAACCAAACCCAAUACCUGAUAUAACAUUUUCAAAUAUUUUGUCUUCAGAUCAAGAUGGAAGUUUUUAUGUAUGUAGCGAUGAGUACUUUUCACAAUUACCAUCAGUAAAUGCUGUUGUCAGUAGCCGUUAUGACGAGCUUGUUGUAUUGACCAUAAUUUGUCUCGUAUUUUCUAUCAUAUCUCUUGUAUUUACCUUUAUUAUCUACUGUGUACUUCCAAGAUUAAGGACAGUGCCAGGAUUGAAUAACAUGGCCCUUAUUUUUCAUCUUUUCUUUGCACAUUCUUUGGCAUUAACAAUAGCUAUAACAGAUAUAAAGCAAUCUUGGCUUUGUUCAACAAUUGGAAUUCUCCUGCAUUUUAAUCUGUUGUCCAGUUUCUUUUGGAUGUUCAUUUCUACUUUUCACAUGAUGAAUGUUUUUGUUAAGAUAAAAGAAAAAUCUGUUUCUCAACACAAUAUGAAAAAAUUUGGUUACCAUAUAAUCUUUACGGAAUCUCUGUCAGCUAUUUUGGUAAUUUCUUAUAUAGUAGUUACGAUCACAACAGACAUGGAUUCUGAAGGUUUUAGCUAUGGUGGUUCAAACUGUUACAUUAAAGGGCCCAAUAUGAUACUUUAUUUUGUUGCUAUUCCUCUUGGGCUUGUUAUCAUGGCUAACCUAGGCAUGUUUAGUUAUGUUGUAUCGAGUGUGUCUCGAAUACCUGACAUGGCACAUAACAGCAGCCACGAACGCCAUAAUUUACUGAUAUUCGCAAAAUUGUCAACUUUGACCGGUAUCACAUGGCUAUUUGGAUUCUUAUAUCAGUUCACUAACGUUCUCUUGUUUGCAUAUUUCUACAUAGUCUUUAAUGCCGGACAAGGUGUGUUCAUAAUGAUUUCCUUUGUAAAUAAACGUACAUUGAACAUGCUACGUUCCCAGAUUUAUACAAACACAAAUGAAAAUGUGGACACCUCUACACAGUCAACCAAAUUAACGACUGUUAGCAGAAAAGAAAUGCAUAUCCAUAUCAAAGAUAUUGAUACCAAAUAUUAAAAUGAAUAAUAGUUCGGAAACAUUUCAAUUAAAUUUGUCUGUCUUAUAUUUUUCUGCUUUAUAACAUUAUUAUGUACAAGGCAUUGCAGUUUCUUAUUGGUCUAAAAGAGUUGAAGAUGAAAAAAUUGACGUAAUUAGAUUCAUUGCCACCUAGUAAUACUAGAAUUAUUUCGUCAACGUUCACAGUUUUUUGUUGUUGAUAUAUUGUGAUAAAUGUCAUCUUAUCUUAAAAUGAAAAGUUCUUAUAACAAAUUACAUAUUUGACAAUUGUAAGACAAAUCGAUUUUGUGUAAGUUGCUAUUGUAUAUCGUUCGUUACUUUUUACGGAACUCCUUGUGUUUACUUUUAAAGAUUACGAACCCUAAUGAU
This is a messenger RNA of Ruditapes philippinarum (Manila clam), 3195 nucleotides long. RefSeq lists its product as uncharacterized. The transcript has 2 exons. The record is from RefSeq and is a predicted model, not a curated record. NCBI's taxonomy places the organism in Eukaryota, Metazoa, Mollusca, Bivalvia, Venerida, Veneridae. Gene Ontology annotation, cellular component: membrane. Gene Ontology annotation, biological process: G protein-coupled receptor signaling pathway; cell surface receptor signaling pathway. Gene Ontology annotation, molecular function: G protein-coupled receptor activity. Bases 1 to 2826 code for a protein of 941 amino acids.